CCCCCCCAAAAAAAAAAGAAAUCCACACAGAGAAAAGCAAAAUAAUGCCUUGCGCUUUGGUGGUGCCGAACUCGCCGAUUUGUUCGCCGUCGCAAAUUCCCUCCCAUUUUUUCCGGUCGUCGGCUUUAGCUUCCCCUUCUGCCUGUUCUUUACCUAGAGUCCUCCAUGGCGCGCCUCCCACACCGUCGCGGUCGCCGGCUUUGACGACGCCGGCUUUUGAGUCUCGGUUUCAGAGGCAGGAGAUAAGCGAGUGCCAGAAGCAGGCUUCGGGUUUGGCUCUGAAGAGGAAGAGGCCGAGGAUGAUUGAUAUUCCGGUGGCGCCUUUGGUGAAUUUUAAGGUGGAGUCGAGUGAGGGUGCGGCGGAGAGAGUGGAGGUGCUGGAGGUUGAUGAGGAUGUGUAUUCGGUUUAUUGUAAGAGGGGGAGGAGAGGUCCAAUGGAGGAUCGUUACUCUGCCGUUGUCGAUCUUCACGAUGAUUCGAGACAGGCAUUCUUUGGUGUGUUUGAUGGGCAUGGAGGAGCAAAAGCAGCUGAAUUUGCAGGCAAGAACUUGACUAAAAACAUUGCGGAUCGUUUGACGGGUGAAAGUGAAGAGGAAAUCGUGGAAGCAGUCAAAGAUGGUUAUCUAACCACCGAUGUCGAGUUUCUGAAGGAGGAUGUUGCUGGCGGCGCAUGCUGUGUGACUGCCUUGAUACAAAAGGGUAACCUUGUGGUGUCCAGUGCCGGUGACUGUCGUGCUGUUAUGAGCCGAGGAGGGGUUGCCGAGGCCCUUACAUCCGAUCAUCAUCCUUCAAGAAUAGAUGAAAGGGAAAGGAUUGAGACCACGGGUGGUUAUGUAGAUUGUUGCCGCGGUGUUUGGAGAAUUCAGGGAUCUCUUGCUGCUUCGAGAUCAAUUGGAGAUAGACAGCUUAAAGAAUGGGUGAUAGCAGAACCAGAGACUAAAGUCUUGAGAAUAGACCCCGAAUGCGAGUUUUUAAUGUUAGCUUCUGAUGGCCUUUGGGACAAGGUUACUAAUCAAGAGGCGGUAGAUAUAGUUCGCCCUUUAUGCGUUGGUGUUGAUAAGCCGGAGCUCUUUUCUGCUUGCAAGAAGCUCGUUGAUCUGUCAAUAACGAGAGGUUCCAUGGAUGAUACAAGUGUGAUGAUAGUCCAAUUAGGUCGUUUCGUUUUAUGAUAAUUGACCUUUUUCUUGCACUGCAAGUAAAGUUUUGAAGAAAGUUGCAGAAAGGAAGGCAGGAGGACAAUUCUUCUGGGAUUUGGUACCAAAGUAAGUUCCUUUAUAUCAAUGGUAGAAAACGAAUGCAGGAAAGCCAUGGUGCAGAAAAGCAACAAUCGUAGGAUCAAUUGUAAAUGAAAAUUUGUAUGCUCGCCGGAGAUUUUGUCUCGGCUGUAGGAAGAGGGUACUAGAAGCACGUUACACGUUACGAUAAUUGUAAUUUUUCCAAAUUUAUAAUAAAUGAUCAAAUGCUUACCCUUUAAGCUCAGUUU
Molecule: messenger RNA, 1483 nt
Organism: Malus domestica (apple)
Lineage: Eukaryota; Viridiplantae; Streptophyta; Magnoliopsida; Rosales; Rosaceae
Product: probable protein phosphatase 2C 25
Biological process (GO): peptidyl-threonine dephosphorylation
Molecular function (GO): protein serine/threonine phosphatase activity; cation binding
Source: RefSeq, a predicted model, not a curated record